This is a messenger RNA of Parnassius mnemosyne (clouded apollo), 447 nucleotides long. The record is from the annotation of a GenBank genome assembly. NCBI's taxonomy places the organism in Eukaryota, Metazoa, Arthropoda, Insecta, Lepidoptera, Papilionidae.
AUGAAACAAAAAAAUAAACCGGCCAAAAGAUUAAACAAAUUGAAAAGUACUGAUUCAACAACUACUGAAGAAAUUUCAAUGAGCGUACACAGUGAUAGUGAUUUAUAUGACGUCUAUCUUGAACAAAUUGAAAAUUUAAAUGACAUGGACCUCGAACAGACAGAUCUAGAUAUUUUCGAUCUCGAAGAUGAUGAGUUGGUAAAGAGAAAUAAUGAUGAGAAGGAAGCCGAAAUAUUUAAUGACUUUGGCGAGUCGGGGAGGCGCGAGGAGGGUUGGGGGUGGCCCGCGCAUAGCUGGGUGGAACAGACACAGAAUGACACAGAUAACAAAACAGAAAUUAAGACGAGCUUGAAUGAAUGUGGAUACUCAGAAAUUCUUCUGAGAAUUGAAGUAACAGAUGAGGACAAGACUGAAGAAGAAUUACAGAUUGAAGAAGAAUGCAAAUAA